AUGGAUGGCGGCUCGGGCGAACCUGAAAUCGUUAUUGAUCGUAGUUUCCUCACUGUCAAGAUGGAACAAUACAAGAAGGUGUUCCCCAAGUACGACGUGCUGGGGUGGUACUCCACGGGCACGGACGUGCGCCCUGCCGACAUGCACGUGCACAAGGCGUUGAUGGACAUCAACGAGAGCCCCAUCUAUCUGCUGCUCAACCCCGCCAUCAACCCUGCUGGAAAGGACCUCCCCAUCUCCAUCUUCGAAAGCGAGCUGCAUGUGAUAGACGGUGUUCCGUCACUCAUCUUCGUCUCUUCCACAUACACCAUCGAGACGGUGGAAGCAGAGCGCAUAUCAGUGGACCACGUGGCACACAUCAAGCCCUCCGAUGGCAGCUCAGCAGCCACUCACUUGGCAGCACACCUAACAGGGAUGCACAGUGCCAUCAAGAUGCUAACCACGCGGGUCAGACUACUGCACAGCCAUCUAGCCGCCAUGGAAUCAGGUGCAGUGCCGUACGACCACUCGGUGACGCGCCAGGUGUCCAGCCUCAUUCGCAGGCUGCCAGCUGUCGACUCCGACCGCUUUCACCGCCACUUCCUCACCGAAUUCAAUGAUACACUCCUCAUGACAUACCUCGCCAGUAUCACCAAAUCAACGAACACGAUAAACGAGCUAGUGGACCUAUUUGAUGUGGUGUAUGACAAGCAAUCGCGCAGAGCAGCUCGCACGGCGUUUGUCUAG
Messenger RNA from Closterium sp. NIES-65, 726 nucleotides. Lineage: Eukaryota; Viridiplantae; Streptophyta; Zygnematophyceae; Desmidiales; Closteriaceae. The record is from the annotation of a GenBank genome assembly.